AUGGCUGAAGGAACUGGUACUGGAAAGUGGACUUAUGUCACAUGGGAUGAUGAGAUGGACGCUGCCUUGCUUGAGGUACUUGUUCAUCAUCACAACAUGGGUGACCAUUCACAAAAUGGAUGGAAAGCACAUGUGUAUAGUGCUGCUAUCAAGAAUGUGAAGGAGAAGUGCAAUAAGGAUAUCACGAAGAACAACAUAUCAGGAAGGCUUAGGACUUUCGACAAUCAAUUUGAAAUCAUUAACAAGAUCCUUUCUCAAAGAGGUUUUGGUUGGGAUUGGGUCAAUAAUAAGCUAUUGUAG
Triticum turgidum subsp. durum (durum wheat) is the source of this 300-nucleotide messenger RNA. The record is from the annotation of a GenBank genome assembly. NCBI's taxonomy places the organism in Eukaryota, Viridiplantae, Streptophyta, Magnoliopsida, Poales, Poaceae.